This is a messenger RNA of Polistes canadensis, 2426 nucleotides long. RefSeq names its product WD repeat domain phosphoinositide-interacting protein 3. NCBI's taxonomy places the organism in Eukaryota, Metazoa, Arthropoda, Insecta, Hymenoptera, Vespidae. Gene Ontology annotation, cellular component: cytosol; phagophore assembly site membrane; extrinsic component of membrane. The transcript is spliced from 6 exons. The record is from RefSeq and is a predicted model, not a curated record. Gene Ontology annotation, biological process: nucleophagy; protein localization to phagophore assembly site; autophagy of mitochondrion. The coding region runs from base 156 to 1196 and encodes 346 amino acids. Gene Ontology annotation, molecular function: phosphatidylinositol-3-phosphate binding; phosphatidylinositol-3,5-bisphosphate binding; protein binding.
GUAGAUUCGUUGGCAUGCGCAAACAUGGUGGCAGGAUUUAGUCGGCAGUUAAGAUUGUGCGCUGGUUGCCGGCCAUUACCGGCGAAUAUGUGAUCAAUUUAACGCGUUUAAUCGGACGAUACGUACGAAUGUAUAAGAAAAGUAUUUAAUUGACGAUGAAUUUAACUACGGGAAAUCCACAUGGUAACGGUCUGCUUUACGCUGGCUUCAAUCAGGAUCAAGGAUGCUUCGUUUGUGGUACAGAAAAUGGCUAUAGAGUAUAUAAUUGCGAUCCUCUAAAAGGAAAGGAAAAAGAACGGCAUGAUUUUAAUGAUGGUGGUCUUGGUUAUGUUGAAAUGUUAUUUAGAUGUAAUUAUUUAGCCCUCGUUGGUGGUGGGCCAAAGCCGAUGUACCCUGUUAACAAAGUUAUUAUAUGGGACGAUUUAAAGAAWGCACCAGCUAUCACAUUGRAAUUUAAUGCACCUGUAAAAGGUGUUAAAUUAAGAAGAGAUAGGAUAGUAGUGAUAUUAGAAGGUGUUAUAAAGGUUUAUACUUUUACACAAAACCCGCAGCAAUURCAUGUCUUCGAAACCAAUCCCAAUCCGAGAGGAUUGUGUGUUUUGUGUCCGAACAGUAACAAUUCUUUGCUUGCAUUCCCAGGACGUAAAAAUGGUCAUGUUCAAGUUAUAGACCUAGCAAAUACAGAAAAACAGCCUUUAAACAUAGAAGCACACGAAACACCAUUAUCAUGCAUAGCUUUAAAUCUACAAGGUACUCGACUUGCUACAGCUUCUGAAAAGGGUACUCUGAUAAGGGUAUUUGAUACACAAAGCGGUAAUAUGAUCAAURAAUUACGAAGAGGAGCAAAUCAUGCAAAUAUAUAUUGCAUAAAUUUCAAUCACGAUUCAACGUGGUUAUGCGUUGCGAGCGAUCAUGGUACAGUACAUGUAUUCGCAGUAGAGGAUCAGAAAUUGAAUCGUCAAUCUAGUUUAGCAUCAGCUACUUUUUUACCAAAGUAUUUUAGUUCGAGCUGGAGUUUUUGCAAAUUUCAAGUUCCGGGAGGUCCUCAAUGCAUGUGCGCAUUUGGAACUGGCAGUAAUAGUAUUAUAGUGAUAUGUGCCGAUGGGAGUUACUACAAAUUUGUAUUUAAUAACAAAGGAGAGUGUACGCGAGACUUUUAUGCGCAGUUCCUCGAAUUAACCGAUGACAAAAUGUGACUGAUAAGUGUAAGACGUAUGAAUCUUUCAUUACAAAAAGCCAAUGCAACUUAUUUGUCAUCGUACGUCUUGUCGUUGCUUUCGUUUUACGUUUCAAUUGCGAAGGAUAGAGAUUUGCAAUACAUUUACGCGUCGUCGUGACUGUCGUAUUUGCUCCCAUAUAAAAAAAAAGAGAGAAAGAAAAAAUAAUCAUAUUAUUGGGCGAGAGAGGGAAGCAAAAAUAAAUCUUAAAUCUUUGAAAAUUAGAUCAUUCGAUGGGAAAAGGACCAAAAUGAAGAAUUAUAUGAAUUGUUGGUGAUACGUGCACUGUGCAUGAAUUUUUUCAUAAUAAUAAUAAGGAGAAAUAGAAGAAGAUGAAGAAGAAGACGAAGAAGAUGAUCUAAGGAAUAUUAUAUUCGCGAUAUCGUUUUAUCGUUACCAGGGGCCUAGUAAGGAGAAAGAUAGAUAAAGAGAGGAGAAGUGCGCUUUCUUACUAAAUUUACGAAUUAUUAAUUGUCACAGAGAAAAGAAAAGAGAAAUUAGCUCUAAAGGAUCAAUGGAUCGAAGUGAUAUCUCGCUUUUCAUAAGAAAAUUUGGGAACUUCUUUUAAAAAAAAAAAAGAAUUUUAAUGAUAAGAAUGCAUCAUCGUCACUCUAUAGCAUUUUUUUAAUUCAUGCGCUUUUACUAAACACUAGAAUGAAUCAUUGUGCAUAUCCUUUCACCGUGUUCUUCUUUUUAGUUAUAUCUUUUACUUUUCUUUUCUUUUCGUAGAUAUUUUAUUAAAUAUCGUACUUUCUAUUCUUUGUUUUUUUUUUUUUUUUUCUUUUAAAUCGAAUCAUGCACUAUUAUUAUAAAAAAAAUUUAUCAUAUAUUUCGAUGACCGAUUAAAUCGAUGAAAAAGAAGAUAAAAAUAAUCAAAUGGCUAUUUCGCGUAUAGUAAACUAAUUCAUUCGAACGACGACGAAUUAAAAAGACAACAAAAAAAAGAAAAUAUAUCAAUCGUUUAACUUUUAAAUAAGGUUUUAUAAUCUUUAUUUUUAUUAUAUAUCAUUUCCACGUACACAUUUAAUAUACAUAUACACAAGAAUUAUCAACUAUAUUCGAUUGUUAACAUUUGAAAUUCCUGUUUCAUACAAAAAAGAAUGAAAAAAAAAAGAAAUAAUAACAAAUAAAAUAUAGAUCAAAGAUUGUACUUUCACCGAAGAUUAUUAGAUUUUCAAUUGCGAAAUAAAAUUCAUUAUGCCUCGUAAA